GUCCAACCAGAAAACGACGCGGCUUCUUCUUUACCUGGUUCGUUCCGAGUCCAGACUCUGGUGGGAUCAGCGAGGAGGGACUUCCGGACCGAACCUGCCGUCAACACCUGGAGUCAACACCUGGAGUCGACAGCGAGGAUGACCAGGAAAGAUGCAUCUAUGCAAACCGACUUUGAGGAGCUGAACGUGCACAAUGAGGACGACAUGGAUGAAGACGGGAAGGUCACCGAGGACGAGGAGCCCAAAGCGUGCGGCGUGUGUGGAGAUCUGGCCAAGGGUUACCACUUCAACGCUCUGACCUGUGAAGGCUGCAAAGGCUUCUUCAGACGUGCUAUAAAGAGGUCGUCUGAGCUCCAGUGUCCGUUCCUGAACAACUGCAUCAUCACGAAAAGCAACCGCCGGUCCUGUCAAGCCUGCCGCUUCCAGAAAUGCCAGGCCAUUGGCAUGCGCAAGGAAAUGGUCAUGUCUGAGGAGGAGGUUCUGCAGAGGAGAACCCGGAUCAGGAGGAGGAAGAUGCAUCAGGCCUCUGCACAGAUUUCCCCCCAGCAGGAGCAGCUCAUUCAGGAGCUGGUCCGCGGCCACCGCAACACCUUCGACUCGGGCUUCUCCCGCUUCACUGGCUUCAGGCCCAUGGACAGAGACCUCCUGGAGGAGCACGAGCACGAGUCUCACCUCGUGACCAGCUGCCCGUUUUUUGGUCAACCUGCGGCUGAGGAAUCCCAAAGCGAGCCUGCAGCACCGACCCACUCGUUGUCCUGCUCCUCCUCCGGCCUCUGUGAAUCCUCAGAAACUCUAGAAGAUCGCAAAAGGAAAGAACGAGGCUUCAUCUUCACGUUUCUCCCACACCUGGUGGACCUCUCGACGUACAUGAUCCAGGACGUCAUCCGUUUCUCCAAAAGCCUUCAGGAUUUCCGGACGGUCAUCAUCGAGGACCAGAUAUCGCUGCUGAAGGGGGCCGCCUUCGAAAUGAUGCAGAUCCGCUUCAACAUCGUGUUCGACACCGCCACCAACCAGUGGAAAUGCGGCAACAUCAUUUACUGCAUACACGACGCUUUUCGAGCGGGUUUCCAGCCGUUCCUGCUGGACCCUCUUUUUAAAUUUCACCACACGCUGCGCAAACUGGACCUGCAGGAGGAGGAGUACGCCCUCAUCCAGGCCCUGUCUCUGUUCUCUCCAGACCGCGCGGGCGUGCAGGAGCACCAGGUGAUCGACAAGAUCCACGAGAAGUUGGCUCUGGCUCUGAAAACCUGGAUCGACUGCAAACGGACAGACCCGGGAAAACGCCUGCUCUACCCGAAAAUCAUAGCCUGCCUAACGGAGCUGCGAUCGAUGACGGAGGAGUACAGCAAACAGAUCCUGCAGAUCCAGGACAUCCAGCCCGACACCAUCUCACCUCUCCUCAUGGAGGUGGUCAGUAAAAACCCCUGCAAUGACUUCUGACCUACGAAAACAAGCACUCUGAGCUGUUUAUUUAAGAAUACUCUCAUCUGAAUGAAUGUUAAAGGGGACCUAAUCUGAGGUGGGAUUUGUUUCUUUUUUUAUACAUAAUGUGCUGCUGUUCUUACAAUGUGAAGUUUUUGUUGAUGCUGUUACCUCCAGAUGUUUGGAAAGAACAUUUACUCUAGAAUGGAUCAAAUGAACUGAUGGAAUUGAAGGGCAUUCUGCUGCUUUUCUGGUUCAAGAAAAAUGUUGCAAAGAGGAACACUGCCCCCUUGUGGCCAUAUGGAAUAAUGGAGAAUUGUGAAGGAAAGAAAAAAAAUCAAAAGCCACCUCUCUGAAGAUCCUAAAAAAUGACUAUUUAAAUAUGGAAAUGUCUUAAUAGUUUGGAACUUUUCUAGUUUUUGAUUAUUUGUGCCAUUUUCUAGCUAAAAAUGUUGAAUCUCACAGGAUGAGAGGAGAGACAGGGUUUAAAAGAUAGAUGAAAAAAAAAUUUUUUUUGUCAUUAUUGCAAACAUUAGUAGUCAUUCUGGAUUACUGGGUUCUUGUGAAGCAGGCAAAAGGUUCCACAUGGAUGGAUCUUUGCUGCAGGCAGAAAUGACAGAUAUUACUUUGUAAAAACUAUACGAGCCAAAAAAAAAAAAAAAAGGACAAAUCUGUACAAGUUGCUUACCUUUAAAAGUUCCUUUAACACAAUGCUCAGACUUUUUACUGAAAACAUGAGGACAUUUCAGACAGAACAAGUACAUUCCAGGUAAUAUUUCUGAUUUUUUUUUUUUGCAGUCGUACUGUAAAGCGAAACGUUUCCAAACAAAUACAGGGUAUUUUUGAAGGUGUUGGACCAAAGGAUCUGAAUCAGAGCCGUGUCUCGACAUCUACAUGUAGUUAUUUUUUUCAGUGUUUUCAUAUUUUCAUGUUUCAGCUGCUAUCUUAUUAAAGGUUGUGCGGCUGCUCUGAGGACGUUCACCACAACAACCGUCACCUCAAGGACUUUACAGUUUACUCAGCUGAGAUUAGAGUCAAGUCUGCACCAGAUUCAGAUACAGACUUACAUUUUCAUCCAAAUGCAUCUUUUUGUAUUUUGCUGACAGUAUUUCGUGACAUUAAAAUCUGUUCUUAAACCAAA
Oryzias melastigma (Indian medaka) is the source of this 2563-nucleotide messenger RNA. It is a transcript of the gene nr1i2, whose product is annotated as nuclear receptor subfamily 1, group I, member 2. Gene Ontology annotation, molecular function: RNA polymerase II cis-regulatory region sequence-specific DNA binding; nuclear receptor activity; zinc ion binding. The record is from RefSeq and is a predicted model, not a curated record. NCBI's taxonomy places the organism in Eukaryota, Metazoa, Chordata, Actinopteri, Beloniformes, Adrianichthyidae. The transcript is spliced from 9 exons. Bases 139 to 1440 code for a protein of 433 amino acids. Gene Ontology annotation, biological process: cell differentiation; negative regulation of transcription by RNA polymerase II; positive regulation of transcription by RNA polymerase II.